AUGAUCUUUGCUGAGGGUCUGCUGGAGGAUCUUGCGGUCUGCUGUACUACAGUUCCCAUACCAGACAGUGAUGCAGCUGGUAUCUCCAGGGAUCACUGGCACAAGUGUCGUAAAACCGGAGGGAAAAGAAAGCCCUAUCAUAAGAAAAGAAAGUAUGAACUGGGUCGCCCUCCUGCCAGCACAAAGAUCGGCCCCCGUAGUAUUCACACAGUGCGCGUGAGGGGAGGCAAUAAGAAAUACCGCGCACUGAGACUGGACAGCGGGAACUUUGCCUGGGGCUCUGAAUGUUGCACUCGCAAAACCAGGAUCAUUGACAUUGUGUACAAUGCCUCUAACAAUGAGCUUGUGAGGACCAAGACCCUGGUGAAGAACUGCAUUGUUCGGGUGGACAGUACACCGUUCAGGAAGUGGUAUGAAGCCCACUACGCCAUUCCACUGGCCCGCAAGAAAGGGGCAAAGCUUACUCCAGAAGAGGAGGAGAUCUUGAACAAGAAACGGUCAAAGAAGGUUAAGAAGAAGAUUGAUGGACGCAGUAAGAGGAACAAGAUUAACAGUUUGCUGGAGGAGCAGUUCCUGCAGGGCAAGCCUCUUGCCUGUAUUGCGUCCAGGCCUGGUCAGUGUGGCAGAGCAGACGGAUACAUCUUGGAAGGGAAAGAGCUGGAGUUCUACCUCCGAAAGAUCAGAGCCAAGAAAGGCAAAUAGACAACUGAUUGCA
This is a messenger RNA of Carassius carassius (crucian carp), 715 nucleotides long. It is a transcript of the gene rps8b, whose product is annotated as ribosomal protein S8b. The coding region runs from base 1 to 702 and encodes 233 amino acids. Gene Ontology annotation, cellular component: ribosome; cytosolic small ribosomal subunit. The record is from RefSeq and is a predicted model, not a curated record. Gene Ontology annotation, molecular function: structural constituent of ribosome. Gene Ontology annotation, biological process: translation; maturation of SSU-rRNA from tricistronic rRNA transcript (SSU-rRNA, 5.8S rRNA, LSU-rRNA). NCBI's taxonomy places the organism in Eukaryota, Metazoa, Chordata, Actinopteri, Cypriniformes, Cyprinidae. The transcript has 6 exons.